AUGACGGACCCAGACCUCAACAAUAAGCUCGAUAGACUACUCACUCUAUUGGAAGCUCAGCUAGAGCUUACUAGGCAGGGUCAUCGAGAGGAACGACUACAACGAGCUCAGCUGGGUAGGGAGGAGACAAUGGACCUCUCUCACUCGGAAGACCAAGCAGGAGGAGGAGAUGAGUCUAUGAUAGGAGACCCACAUACUCCUACUCCGGCUCCACGACCAAGACGAUCAGUCUCAUUCAACCUGGAUGAGCAGGAGGACAUCAACUACGAGAAGUAUGCUUCACCUACUGGGCCAAGAUAUGUCAAGACUAAGCUGGACCCCUACAGCAGGACUAGGACGGAUCCUUACCCCCUGGACCACGAGGAGGAUACCAGCAUCAUGGCAGAGAUUAACCGGUCAAAGCCCAUUGCCACCCCCUUUCCAAAGUUCAAUCCCCGAGACAUGGAGAUCUUCAUUCUAGAAGCCGAAGCAUGGUUUAAGUUCAACCAGGUGUAUGAGCAGUCUAGGAUGAUCAAUCACAUGGGUGCUCAACUGGAAGGGACAGCAAGAGAGUGGUGGACCUCCAAGCUCCGUAUUGAUAGAGCUAGAGAAGGAAGGUUGUUCAAUGAUUGGCACUACUUCACAGAGCGACUGUCAGAGCAGUUCAACCCACGCAAUGCUAGGAUGGAGGCAUACAACAAGCUGUUGGCUCUCAGACUCACAAGUGAUGCUCCUGGUGCCGACACACGUCAUGUAGAGCGGUUCAGAGACUUGGAAGGACAGGUCAACCUAGAUGACAAUGAGCUAGUGAUUGAUCUCUUCAGAGGUAGUCUCACUCGUAGCAUACAGGAGAAGUUCGAGAGGAAUCCACCUGGGAAGAGAUGGGAGUGGUAUCGAGAGGUCGAGGAGAUCGAUCGACAGAGGAUGCUACUACAGCAGGUAAACCCUCUUAGCUCUCGACCCAUGGGACCAAAGGUUAUGGUCACCACAGCAGACCCCUUCGAGGAGGCCACCGACUCAGGAGAUGGCCCCACAGGCAGCACUGAGACGGGUGACCCCGAGGCCAUGGACCUCAGCUCAUACCAGCAACCCAUGGACCUCGAUCACGAGGAGGAGCACGAUGAUGAUGAUGACGAGGGAAACGUCAGAAAAGCAGUACUGGAGCUCUCUGGAAUGGUUCAAGACCAUCCUGCUCGGAUACUAGCUGAUACCGGUGCUGGUUUGUCCAUAGUCUCAGAUUCUUUCAUUAGUAAGUACCAAAUACCCACAAAACCCAUAAAAACAAGAUCGAUCCAUGGUGUCACCGGGCACCAACUCUCCAUCAAUAGUUCUGCGAGCAUGCAGGUAUCUAUUGGUACACACAAUCUGGGUGUGGUCGAAGCUUCAGUGGCCGACACUGCAGACUAUGACCUCAUCCUGGGGUUCACUGAGCUACGGAGGCUCAAACCCACCAUACAAUGGGAUACGGGCCAGCUGGAGUUCAAGACUCAGGAGCAGGACCGACCCCCUAGGAGACCCCCUGAAGCAGCAAGAGCAGGGGACCUAACCAUGAGGAGACCAACCCUUCAUGGUAACGAGUUCGUCUCAGCAGAGCGCAUACUACGAGCAGCUCUGGAAGAUGGACCCAUAGGGUUCAUGCUGUUAGAGGAGCCACCAUCAUCACUCCCAGCCUUUGGUUUUGUACCUACAGGCGCAGACAAAGGAGUCGAGAUGGAGGUGGAGGUAGAUAAGGUGGUGACGGCUGCAGACAUACCAAAGCCAUACCAACACCUGCGAGAUGUGUUUGAUGAGGUGGAAGCAGACAAGCUGCCCCAUCAUACCGAGCAUGAUCUCCACCUCGAGUUGAUAGAAGGAGGUAAGCCACCUCAAGGGCCCCUAUACCUUAAGGGACCCAAGGAGAUGUCCGAGUUGAGGAGAUACUUGGAUGAGAACCUUGAGAAGGGGUUCAUAAGACCAUCGAAGAGCCCGGCACGAUCACCAGUGCUCUUCGUACCAAAGAAGGAUGGAGGUCUCAGACUCUGUGUGGACUACAGAGGUCUCAACGAGAUCACUGUCAAGAACAGGGCACCAUUGCCCCUCAUCGAGGAGCAGCUGUUCUUACUCAGGAAGGCAAGGAUCUAUACCAAGCUAGACCUUAGAGCAGCAUACAACCUCAUCCGGAUUGCUAAAGGAGAUGAAUGGAAGACAGCUUUUGGCACUCAGUUGGGACUCUAUGAGUACCUAGUGAUGCCCUUUGGCCUAGCCAAUGCUCCGGCUCACUUCCAGUCAUUCAUCAAUGACAUCUUCCGAGACAUCAUUGGAGUAUAUGUAGUGGUAUACUUAGAUGACUUCCUGAUCUUCAGUGACACUGAAGAGGUACAUGUGAAGCAUGUCACCGAGGUCCUCACUCGCUUAAGGAGCAACAGGCUCUUUGCUAAGCUGUCGAAGUGUGAGUUCCACACCAAGACAGUCGAGUUCCUGGGGUACAUCAUCAAGCCAACGGGCAUAGAGAUGGACCCAGAAAAGGUGCGCACUGUCAAGGAGUGGCCAAUGCCAGAGUCAAUCCAUGACAUCCAGAGGUUCCUGGGUUUUGCCAACUUCUAUCGAAGGUUCAUAGCCCACUUUGCUCGCAUAGCCAAGCCCUUGACAGCACUGGUAAAGCCUAUAGAACGGUUCAAGAAGCUCGAGCUACCAGAGGAGGCCCAACAGGCCUUCCACAAGCUCAUCCAGGCCUUCACAUCAGCAGGAGUGCUUCAGCACUUCGACUACCACCUUCCAACAAGGUUGGAGACUGAUGCAAGUGACUUUGCUAUAGCAGGAGUGCUCAAGCAGGAGCAUGAAGGACGAUGGCAUCCAGUGGCCUUCUACUCUAGGAAGAUGUCUUCUGCCGAGAAGAACUAUGAGAUCCAUGAUAAGGAGCUCCUAGCUGUGGUCGCCUGCCUCACUCAGUGGCGACACAUGCUAGCUGGACUACCGAACCAACUGGUCAUCCUCACUGACCAUGAAGCCCUCAAGUACUUCAAGUCACAGAGACGCAUCACAGGACGACAAGCUCGAUGGGCAAUACUACUAGCAGACUUCGACUUCAUAUUGCAGUAUCGACCAGGAGACAAAGGUGGUGAGCCUGAUGCUCUCACCAGAAGGACAGACAUGCAACCAGCCGGUGAAGAGCAGGAUCACAAUGUAAGGCAACUACUGCCUCCUCGAGUGUUCAAGGAGACAGCAGACCAUGACUCGCUCCUAGUGGCCCCCAUGAUCUCGAUGGAGUCCAUAGCAUCAAAAGGUCUCAAAGACCUGGUCAAGAUCUUCCAGCCUUUAGACCAAGAGCUACAGGAGAUACAUAGGAAGAAGCCUUUCGAACUCAAGGAUGACCUAUGGUACAGUGGAGGAAGGUUGGUUAUCCCCAAGGUGAUCAUGCCAGGGAGGACCAACAACCGACACUCAAGGAGUGCCAAAGAGGUAGAUGGACAGUCUCUCUCUGUAGAGCAUCUGCGAUUCAUGGUGAUGACCCAAUGUCAUGAUGGUAUCACUGCUGGACACGUAGGAAGAGAUGCUACCAUCAAGGCAGCUCAACGACAUUACUGGUGGCCAAACAUGACAGCUUGGAUUGCAGACUAUGUAGCAAGUUGUCCUGUAUGUGCUAGGUACAAAGCUCCUCGUCAUCGUCCAUAUGGUUUGCUACAGCCACUAGCAACCCCAGACAGGCCCUGGGGCUCCAUAUCCCUCGACUUCAUUGAAGGACUACCACCAUCAAAGAAGUAUGACUCCAAGACCUAUGACUCUAUCCUAGUCAUCGUCGACAGGUUAACCAAGUUUGCCAUACUAGCUCCAACCCAUAAGACAGUCACGGCCAAACAGACUGCAGUAUUGCUAUAUGGACACAUGGUUAGACUCUUCGGAUAUCCAGAUCACAUGGUCUCGGACCGAGGCAGGCAGUUCAUAUCAGGAGCAUGGAAGGCAUUUGCAGAGCAAAUGGGUGUGAAGCACUCACUUAGCACGGCCUACCAUCCUCAAACUGAUGGUCAGACAGAGAGAGUCAAUCAGGUCAUAGAGCAAUAUCUCAGGAUGUACUGCAACUAUGAGCAGAAUGACUGGGCCAACCUGCUGGACACUGCGGCCUUUGUAUAUAACAACACGGUCCACAACAGCAUUGGUGUCUCACCAUUCUUUGCAUGCUAUGGAUGGAACCCCAAAGCUCAUCCUGACAUCCCUCAACGACUAGGAGUCAAUGAUCCAGGUCGCUUCGAGUACCUCAUGGAUGGAAAGGAGCGUUGCAAGAAGCACAAGGACAUCGAGUUUAAGGUGGGUGAUAUGGUCUAUAUCAACCGACGAAACUGGAAGACAAGGAGACCCACACCCAAGUUAGACACCCGGUUCGCAGGACCCUACCCAGUUCAGGAACGGGUAGGACGCCGAGCUUAUCGAAUCACAUUGCCAGCAAACCUUAGGGUGCAUGAUGUGUUCCAUGUCUCCAUGCUCGAGCCAGCAAGAACAAGUUCUCUUCCUCAACGUGCUGAACAGCCCACCAUACCAUCACUUCCAGAUGAGGACCUCGAUUUCGAAGUCGAAGCACUCAUCGACAAGCGUUCACACAAUGGGACUACGGAGUACAAGGUGUUGUGGAGAGGGUACUCAGAGGAAGCUGCUUCAUGGGAACCAGUAGAGAACCUCAACUGUCCCGACCUCAUCCAGGAGUAUGAGGUGUCGGAGGGGGGACGAGUGAGUAGACAGAGUGGAGAGAGGAGGAGAGAACAGGAGGAGUCAGCAUGA
Molecule: messenger RNA, 4728 nt
Organism: Ustilago hordei
Lineage: Eukaryota; Fungi; Basidiomycota; Ustilaginomycetes; Ustilaginales; Ustilaginaceae
Exons: 4
Coding region: 1-4728 (1575 amino acids)
Biological process (GO): DNA integration
Molecular function (GO): nucleic acid binding
Source: RefSeq, a predicted model, not a curated record